UGAGGUGUCACCCCCAGCAGGCACGGGCCGGAGCGCGGGCGCCCAGCAUGCCGACGCAGACCACAGGGAGGACGCUGCUCAGUCUGGUCCUCGGACUCCUGUUUGCAAGCAUGGCAGCUAUGGGCAGCUGCCCGGGAGAUUUCCACGUGCUCCUCGGCCAGCUGCAGAAGCAGGCACACGCCAUGCAGGACCCCAGCUCGCUCCUGGACCCCUAUAUGCGCAUCCAGGGCCUGGACUUCCCCCAGCUGAGAGAGCACUGCACGGAGCGCCCGGGCGCCUUCCCCAGCGAGGGCGCCCUGCGGGGGCUGGGCAGGCGGGGCUUCCUGCGGACCCUGGACGCCACGCUGGGCCUCGUGCUGCGCAGACUGGCCGCCGUGCAGCAGCAGCUCCCCGAGGCCGGGCGCCUGGGGAGGCCGCCCGCGGCGAGGCCGAGAGCCCAGGACUUGGAGAUGCUGAAGAUGGCCAGGCUGAACAUCCUCGGGCUCAGGAACAACAUCUUCUGCAUGUCCCGGCUGCUGGGCAGCUCCUGGGAUGUGGCUGAGCCCACGCAGGCAGCCCCGGGGACAUCGCCGCCGCCCACCCCCGACCCGGGCGCCUUUCAGCGCAAGCUGGAGGGCUGCAGGUUCCUGCGGGGCUACCACCGCGUCCUGAGCUCGGCCGGGCAGGUCUUCGGCGAGUGGGGGAAGAGCCCGAGCCAGGGCCACAGACACAGGCCCCCGCGGGCCCUGCCGGAGGAUGCCAGCAGAGCCAGACCUUCCAGGAGGGGCAGGAGGCUCGUGCCUAGGGGGCAGCUGCCCCGGUAGCCUUAGGGGCACCCUCGCAGGAGCAGGAUGCGGCAGGUGUCUGCGGAUGCCAGGGGCAGGAGGCAGGAGGGAGGACACCUCGGUCUCCAAAUCUGCUCCCACCCUCAGCCCGCUCAGAAGUGCACUUUAAGAGGUGGAAGCUGGGGAGGCCCCUCUACCUCCUCCGGGCUGGGGGUAGUGUCAGGCUGUGGCACCCCCAGCCCCGAGUUCCCAAGUCCCGGUGGGGUGGCCAGGUCAGGCCACGCAGGGCCGACUUUCCAUUGAUUCAGGGGUCUGAUGACACAGGGUGACUCACGGCUGGGCAGACUGCCCCCCUGCUGUGCUCCCCGGAGGCCUGUGGCCCUUCCCUCUCAUGACUUGCCGGGCUGGUGCCCCCAGACUUCCUCCUUUCCGUGGCUCUGAAGGGAGGUCACCGCCCCAGCGGGCUCCUAUGCCUCACUGCGUCUCGGCCAGACACCUGGAUGUCUGGGUGACCUCGCUGUAGGCAGCCGAACCAGGGGCAGGGUGUCCUAGAAGGAGAACCGAUCUGAGGGUCCAGGGAACAGGACUCAGGUCCCAGCCCAGCCCCCAACUUGCUGUGUGACCUCCGGCAGGUCACUUUACCUUCCUGGACCUCAGUUUUCUCUUUGGGAAGCCAGGGAGUUUGGGACCGUGUAAGGUCCCCUCUGUCUGUCUGUUGCUGGGACCGUGUGACAUAGGGUGGCCAUCAGAUUCUCUGUAAAUCAGGACACAAGGUGACAAUGGCGAUGGGUGGGUCAGGCCAGCUCUCCGCAGUCCUCCCAGCCGCGGGCAGCACAGCCUUGGGGCCUCGCUGCGGCUGCUCCCCCUGGUGGUGUCUCCUGGAAUUUUCUCACGCUGGAACCAUUGCCCUCCCAGAGGGCGUUCCAGAAGCUACUGGGCCGAUUCCCAGGAGGGACAUGAUUAAUUUAUCAAUUUUUAUCAGUUUCAUAUUUAUAAGGCCUAUUUAUGAUGUGUAUUUAAUGUUAAUAUUGUGCCAACAUGUAUUUAAAACUUGCCUGGUUUCUAAAG
This is a messenger RNA of Microcebus murinus (gray mouse lemur), 1832 nucleotides long. It is a transcript of the gene OSM, whose product is annotated as oncostatin M. Gene Ontology annotation, cellular component: extracellular region. Gene Ontology annotation, biological process: oncostatin-M-mediated signaling pathway; immune response. The record is from RefSeq and is a predicted model, not a curated record. NCBI's taxonomy places the organism in Eukaryota, Metazoa, Chordata, Mammalia, Primates, Cheirogaleidae. Gene Ontology annotation, molecular function: oncostatin-M receptor binding; cytokine activity.